AUGACGUUCACUGAGCCUGUAGAAGAGGAGACCCUUCCAAGAUACCAUCCAGAAAACUACUAUCCUGUGUCAAUCGGCCAGGUUUUCCACGAAAGAUACAAAGUAUUGGCGAAAUUGGGAUUCGGAGGGUCAUCCACUACUUGGCUUGCUCAGGAUGUCACAAGGUGGAGGUUCCAGAAGAAUCGGUUCGUCACUCUGAAAAUUCUCACGAGGGAUGUAACAGAUAAUCACUCCACAUCCUCUGAACUGGCACUGUCUACACAGAUUGCAAAGGCCAAUCCGACGCACGAAGGUUUACGUUAUAUAAGGACCGUUCUGGAUUCGUUCGAGGCCCAAAGUCAGUUUGGAGUACACUUAUGUCUUGUGUACGUGCCGAUGAGGGAGACCCUGUCUACGUUCGCACGCCGUCUUCAAAACGGAUGCCUCCCUGGCAAUCUCCUCAAGCCCUUACUCAAGUUUCUAUUGACUGCCCUUGAUUACCUACACACUCAGUGUCAUAUCAUCCAUACAGAUUUGAAGCCCGACAACAUUUUACUUGGGAUUGAAGAUGAAGAGAUAAUAAACGAGCUCAUUAAAGAGGAGCAAAGGCAUCCUUCUCCAGCGAAAGUUUACGACGACCGACGUAUAUAUGCUCAUCGGAACUUUGGAGAUCUAAGGGGUCCUCCUGGCCGUCCUAAAAUCGCAGAUUUUGGACUUGCCGUUCGGUCGUCGUUCGAUGGCACAUUCAACCACCCGAUCCAGCCUGACCUCUUACAGGCGCCUGAAGUAAUCCUACGUGCUGGCUGGUCGUACAGCGCUGAUAUAUGGAAUCUUGGUGUAAUGAUCUGGGAUUUAUUGGAAGGUCGAUCGCUCUUUCAAGCUUUCGACCCAGAUACUGAUAGCUACGCACCCGAUAUACAUCUCAAUGAGAUGAUAUCGUUCCUUGGUCCACCACCUAAGCAGCUCCUCGUCCGGGGAGAGUCAACCGCUCAGUUUUUCACACCAGAAGAGACUGUGACCAGCUCGACUUGUUUCUUUAUUGCCUUUCUCAUGCGACCUAGGAAUGGCUACACGGAGAUUGUACGCUUUUUAAUUGGCGGCGGCAAGGGCAACGACGACUACAGUGCAGAGUAUUACUGGGAGCGAAUAAUCUUGCUCUAA
Messenger RNA from Fonsecaea pedrosoi CBS 271.37, 1140 nucleotides. RefSeq lists its product as uncharacterized. Gene Ontology annotation, molecular function: ATP binding; protein kinase activity. The record is from RefSeq and is a predicted model, not a curated record. The coding region runs from base 1 to 1140 and encodes 379 amino acids. The transcript has 5 exons. Gene Ontology annotation, biological process: regulation of mRNA processing; protein phosphorylation; spliceosomal complex assembly. Lineage: Eukaryota; Fungi; Ascomycota; Eurotiomycetes; Chaetothyriales; Herpotrichiellaceae.